AUGAAUGUGAGUCAUGCAUCGGUUCAUCCGGUGGAAGAUCCUCCAGCUGCUGCUACAGAAGUAGAGAAUCCGCCUCGAGUGAGGAUGGAUGAUAUCGAAGGGAUGCCUGGAACUUUGCUUGGCCUUGCACUUCGUUUCUUCCAGUUCUUGUUUGCUGCUGCAGCACUCUCUGUCAUGGCUACUACUAGUGAUUUCCCUUCCGUUACCGCCUUCUGCUACCUAGUUGCAGCUACUGGUCUGCAGAGCUUGUGGAGUCUUGCACUAGCCAUAGUUGACGUCUACGCCAUUAUGGUCAAACGUUCGCUACAGAACCGUCGACUUGUGAGCUUGUUUGCAGUCGGUGAUGGGGUGACAUCGACGCUGACUUUUGCAGCAGCUUGUGCAUCAGCAGGCAUAACGGUUCUAAUAGACAACGAUCUAAAUAGCUGCGCACAAAACCACUGUGUUCAGUUUGAAACAUCAACUGCGUUAGCCUUCAUAAGCUGGUUUGCUGCUUUACCUUCUUUUCUCUUCAACUUCUGGUCUCUCGCAUCCCGUUGA
Messenger RNA from Thlaspi arvense, 540 nucleotides. Lineage: Eukaryota; Viridiplantae; Streptophyta; Magnoliopsida; Brassicales; Brassicaceae. The record is from the annotation of a GenBank genome assembly.